AUGUCGAACGACACCAGCUCGAGCGGGUCGACACCGACGUCCCUCAACUACCAUCCUGCCACCCACGAAUUCGGAACGACCGCCACGCCAAUGGUCACCGGCCAAGUUCACGGCGCGACUAGGCGUAGCACUCCUCAUGCCAAUUCCACCAAUUCCUCCAGCCCUGCACCAACUUCGAGCGGCCGGAGAGCUGCGCGACCGCCAAUGGCUCUUUUUUCAUCCAAGAUCUGGGCUUCACCGUCGCAUCAGCCAAUCAGAAGCGCCGGGCUUCCACCCAAGUCCAGCUGGGAGAGUUUUACAGACCCGCGCACUUCACUUCACUCUGCGCACGAAAGCGGCUCGCCUACCUCUUUCAACUCGCCUCACCCGGAGGUCGCGUCGGACAGUCGCUACGCCAUCAGUCCACUUGGCUCCUUCGACAACAACAUCGACUACGCGCAGAGCAUGAACAGUCACGUUGCAAGCACCAGCUUUACACCAGGAUCCAAGGGCCUGCAUUUCACGCAAACUGAGCAGUACCAUAAUUCGAACUUGCGUCCAGGUGCAGCGCAUCAGCAAGGACGCAGCAAGAUGUCGCACACUGAUCCACUUCCACAGCGGCCUUUCGCUGGGGCCGAGCAGAUCACGGAGGGCUGCUCAAGCGCUGGCAGCUCCUCCAGCUUCCACUGGAAGCCUGGCACUCCACGCUCCUCGGCCUCUGCCAGCGCUAGACAACUGCCAGGACACCAGCAACAAGACCUCUCCUCGGAUAGUCAGCAGUCUCCAGGCAGUGGCUCUGUGGCUCUGAGCGAUCACUAUACUAGGAUCAACCCAGAGCAGACUGGAGCCAAGGGAGAUGUGUGGAUGGAGAGACCAAACCCACAUAGCCUUCGCCGCGCGCUGCAGGAUCCAAAAGCUGACUGGUCAGAGGCCUACCCGGGCUCGGUCACCAUCCUGACUGCAAUGAACCCGGAAGCAUAUCAGAUGCCGUUUGGUGUAAGUUACCUUGCAUCGUUGCAGCAACCCAGCACUAAUGAUGGUACAGACCCGCGUCGUGAACAUCAAGACCGAAUUCCCAGAGAAUGUUCUGAAGUCCAUUCAAGAAGGCAAAUACUCCGUGAUGGAGAAGAUUGCGGACCGCAUCAUGCAAGUUUGGAAUGCCCGAGAGGAUCCCGCUGAGAAAGUGCUCUUCCUCUUCUCCAUCAAUGGCAGCAAGAAGUUCUGCGGCAUUGCAGAGAUGUCGGGUCCGUGGGACCGCAACGGCUCAAUCAAAGGCUGGAAGGACAAUCAGACUGCUCUCCCAAGCGUCGGGUGAGUACAACACUGCACAAUCUUCCAUGCACCUGACUAACGUGACCGCAGCGUAUUCCCAGUCACUUGGGUCUUCAUUAAGGACGUCGCCUAUCACCAGUUCUCGGGCAUCCGCCAGCCGCACAAUCACCAUUCAGUCGGCAACAUGUGGAACGGCAUGAACUUUCCAAGCGACAUUGGACGGCAGGUGAUCGAGACUUUCGUUAGAAGCCCAGCGACUUCGAGCAUUCUCGGCUUCCCCAAGAACUAUCCGGCGAACUUUGGUCUCAUGCCGGCCGGAGUGGACAGCUACAGCGGUGCUCUCGCGCGUCGCGGAGGCUUCAACCCACGAGGUGCUCGUGGAGGACGCGGCUUCCGUGGUAGCUAUCGCGGUGGAUCAUACAGAGCUCUCGGCUGGCGUGACCAAGGUGGUCAUUACGAGAGCCAGUCUGAUGAAGAGCGUACACCGGUUCCUGCAAAGUCGAAGUUGCUCACGGACGUCAAGGUCGAGCCACCAAAGAUCAAGUCCGCGCCGCCUGCCGGUGUUCAUUUUGCUCCUGGUGAACUCAUGACCGUCACAGUCGACGAAAAUGGAAAAUUCCUUUUUGUGGCUGUGGGAGGCGAGGAGCACAAGAACUCGGUGUUUCCUCCUCGCGGUGACGAACUCAUUAGCAGCAACUUCACGGAGAGUCACGAUUCCGCUGCUGCGCACGGAGGCAAUUCACAAGUUGGUGUGCUCGGCAAGCGAUCAUUCAGCAGCCUCCACCCCUCGGAACCUUCGGCCUCUACUCUGCGUGAGCAGGGUCGACUGGUAGCUACAGCCCACUACUUCGAUACCAACCCUGAUCCCAACUCACUGUACAGUAAUGCCAGUCAUUCUUCCUGCUUGGACAGCGGCAGCGGCAUCCGCGCGACAGGCCCCGGCGCUUAUGGCGCUGGAGAAGAGACACCAACCCACCGUCCCGUUCCGCAUGGCGGAAGAGUUUCGAUGAUGGUAGACAUGCAGCAGUCUGCUCUGGUCUCUCCGAACGGCAGCCCGACUAAACCAUUGACCGAAUAUCAGCUUAAGGCAAAGUUCCAUGCGCUUGCUGCGGAGCAGUAUACCCUUCAAGAUCAGCUGUUGGUCGUCACUCAGUCGGACAUGAACGUUCGCCUGCUCCACGCCAAGCUCGCUCGUGUUCUGGCAGAGAAGCGCGAGGUGCUGGCUCAGCUGUCUUCGAUGGGGGUGUUUGGCGAACUCGAGACCUUCUCUUCAAUUCGUCACGACAGCUUCAGCUCUGCAGACGAAGCUUCCAGUUCUUCGCCAAGCGGAUACGAUGUCCGUGCCAAAAACGGACGGCGCCUGCGUUCCAUCUCGAAGCUGAACUCACCGGAGCGCCAACAGCAGGCAGAGUUCGACAAGGCUCCUGGUGGCAGCGGUCGACAGAAGGGCCACCAAGAGAGCGACUCGGGCGAUUGGCACGUUAAGAAGAGCAUUACCGACCUACUCAAGAGCCCCGAGAAGGAAGCCGUCCCUGCUCGUCCGGCUAUCGAGACUUCCACUUUCUUCCCGGAGAAUCUUCCUUCCUCGGCCACUCGGAACGCCUUGAGCUUCAAUGCUUUGGAUGACAAGGCUGAGGCCAAGCCAGGCGCCUUCAGCGCUUCCGCGUCUUUCAGCUUCCCUCGUCUCGGAGAACUCGGAGCUGUCUUCGAGGGCCAGAAGAAGAACUUCAGCUUCACGGGCGCAGGCGAGCAGACUGAUCGCAAGCCAAGUGCGCUCGGUACUCCCACGUCCUCACGGUUCGCUUUCGGCCCACCAGCGCAGACGAGCGGCUCGCCCAAUGGGGUCCCGAAGAAGAACUUCAGCUUCACCGGCCCUGGCAAGCAGAGCGACAAGAGCCCAGCUCUGCGUAACAGCCCCAGUCGCGCUGCUGGUCUUGGACUGCAGCAGCAGGAUGACGACGUGUCCGACGUUACCAGCGACGGCGACAAUGAGCCAAAGAAGAACUUCAGCUUCCAUGGCCCAGCCGGCGGUGUCCGCUUGGGCUGA
This is a messenger RNA of Lecanosticta acicola, 3298 nucleotides long. The record is from the annotation of a GenBank genome assembly. Lineage: Eukaryota; Fungi; Ascomycota; Dothideomycetes; Mycosphaerellales; Mycosphaerellaceae.